AUGGCCGAGGUGGUGGCCAAUGCGGGGGGCACUGCCGAGGAGAAAGAGUCACAGCUGGCCUCCACGAUGAGCCCCAGCGAAGCGGCCCACCGCCUGGGAGCGUCUAAGGAGCCGUCAGCUGCUGUUGCUGCCAAUCUGAUGCGCGGCCGAGUGGAGAACUCCGACGGCGAGUCCGAGCCGGCCAGCGGCACACUGCGCAAUGUGAUCAGCUCCACCAUUAGCAGCCUGGUGGAGAGCACCAAGGCGGAGGUCACCUCACAGGCGCCCAACUUCUUCGAGAAGGUGGAGCAGCAGGGCGAGGACAUGAUGAAGAAGGUGUCGAAGGAGACCAGCAUCCCCUUCAUCGUCAUCUUCAUGAUCUUCCUCCUCAUUGUGGGCAUCUUCGCGCUCGUCUUCUUCUGCUGUCUCCAGCGAUGGUGGCGCAAGUUCCGCGGCAAGGAGGGCGGCAAGGGCUUCAUGGGCGGCAAGGUCGACCUCAAGUCGGUGCAGCUGCUCGGACAGACGUACAAGGAGAAGGUGCAGCCAGACAUGGAGGAGCUGACCAAGGACAUGGAGCAGAAUGAGGCCGGCAAGGAGGACACCAAGGAGGAGGUGAAGCUGGGCAGACUGCAGUUCAAGAUAGACUACGAUUUUAAUCAGUCUCAGCUUGGUGUUGGAGUUCUUCAAGCAGAGGACCUGCCUGGUCUUGACAUGUCAGGAACAAGUGAUCCCUAUGUUAAGGUCUACUUACUGCCGGACAAGAAAAAGAAGUUUGAAACUAAAGUGCACCGCAAGACACUAAAUCCAGUGUUCAAUGAAACUUUCAACUUCAAGGUUCCCUAUGCGGAAAUCACCACCAAAACACUGGUGUUUGCAGUCUAUGACUUUGACAGAUUCUCAAAGCACGAUCAAAUUGGUGAGGUGAAGAUUCCACUGAACCAGAUCGAUUUGGCGCAAACAAUCGAAGAGUGGCGCGAUUUGACCAGCGUGGAAGACGCCCAAGGACAGGAAAAUAAGCUGGGCGAUAUUUGCUUUUCACUGCGUUACGUUCCCACCGCCGGCAAGCUGACAGUGGUCGUCCUCGAGGCAAAGAACCUCAAGAAGAUGGACGUCGGCGGUCUCAGUGAUCCAUACGUAAAGAUUGCCUUAAUGCAAAAUGGCAAACGACUGAAGAAGAAAAAGACGUCGAUCAAAAAGUGCACAUUGAAUCCCUACUACAACGAGUCCUUCACCUUUGAGAUACCAUUCGAGCAGAUCCAGAAGGUCGUACUGGUGGUCACUGUCGUUGACUACGAUCGAAUCGGUACUUCAGAACCGAUCGGAAAGGUCGUACUUGGCUGCAACGCAUCAGGAACCGAACUGCGCCAUUGGAUGGACAUGCUUGCCUCGCCGCGAAGACCCAUUGCUCAAUGGCACUCGCUGAAGGACCCUGAGGACGGUGGUGGAAAGGACAACUAA
Molecule: messenger RNA, 1437 nt
Organism: Rhagoletis zephyria (snowberry fruit fly)
Lineage: Eukaryota; Metazoa; Arthropoda; Insecta; Diptera; Tephritidae
Source: RefSeq, a predicted model, not a curated record